AUGCGACAACCAGCAAUGCCCAUCCGCUCGCCCUUCGAGUCUUCCAUCGCGAAGCCGGGCCAAGGCACCGUCGUCCUCUCCCUCCUCCCACCUAAUAACCCCACCCUCACCACUCUCACCUACAAAUACCCAUUGAAGCUCGUCCCCAGAGCCCCGGGCUUCAUCCCGACUCCAGAGUCCUCUGCAUUGUCGAGCUCAUGUCCUUCAAGGCCGGUCCACCUUUACCUUCUUACUUACGGUGGUGGUCUACUACCGGGUGAUCAUAUCGAGGUGUCGAUCAAACUCGAGCCGAGGACUCGCAUGGUAGUGACCACGCCGCAAGGGAGCACCAAAAUCUUCAAGACCGAGCCCGGCAACGCCAAUGGCAUCAAAUUGAUCAAGGGCCAUCGCAAGCAAAUGCCGGCCAACCAACACCUCGCCGACAUGAGUCAACAAUCUCUGGACGUACGAAUCGGUCGCCAAGCAGCGCUGUGCUACUUGCCCGACCCAUCCGUCCCCUUCAAGAACAGUCGCUACGCGCAAGUACAAACAUUCACUGUCGAUGCCGCCGCCAAGGGUGACGAGCGCAGCAGUCUGUGUGUUCUGGACUGGGUUACGCAAGGUCGGACGUCACGCGGAGAAAACUGGAACUUCCGCUUCUGGCGCGGCCGUAACGAAGUCUGGGCUACCGAUGAGAAGACGGGCAAGAGCCGGCUCCUGCUGCGUGACUCGGUCAUCUUGGAUGAUGAGACCGAGGACCUCGAUAUUUCAGAUGAGGACUCUGACGAGGAAGCCGGCGAGAGUGGGCUAAAUAGCCACUCUGGCCGCGCUGACACGCCACCGCCGCAGGCCGGCCUGGUGCCUUUGAACGUCAUUCAGGAACGCACGCGCCCACACGGAGUUGUGGGUACGCUGAUCCUAUCAGGCCCGGUGUUCGACAGCCUCGGCACAUACCUCAUGCACCAGUUCAACUCCCAGCCCCGGAUUGGCAGCCGGAAUUGGGCCUCAUCGGCACCAUCGACGGCACCCGAGCCGUCGCUCAGUACCAAGGGCGAUGUCACUUGGACGGCAGCUCGCGUGCGCGCCGGCUUCGUCCUGGUCAAGUUCGGCGCCAAGGACUUCGAGACAGCCAAGGACUGGCUCGGAGGUCUCCUUCGCGAAGAAGGCAGUAUUAUCCGUGAAUUCGGCGAGGAAGCCCUCUUCUGCCUUUGA
Penicillium cataractarum is the source of this 1191-nucleotide messenger RNA. Its product is annotated as urease accessory protein UreD. Bases 1 to 1191 code for a protein of 396 amino acids. The record is from RefSeq and is a predicted model, not a curated record. Gene Ontology annotation, molecular function: nickel cation binding. Lineage: Eukaryota; Fungi; Ascomycota; Eurotiomycetes; Eurotiales; Aspergillaceae. The transcript has a single exon.